UUGAAGGGGGUUAGGGUCUUUAGAGAGCAAAGAGUGAAGAACACCGUCAUUUUCCUCUACUUGCUCUGCAUCUAAGUUCAGCUCCAUCAGCGUGAAUGGGGGACUCGAAACGCUGGACGGUGACCUACACAAAACACAUUAAGCAGAAACGCAAGGUGUAUCAAGAUGGAUUCCUAGAGUUCCACACUUCCACCAGCAAGGUUUCUCUGUACGAUGAGUGCGAGAAAUUGUUGGAGUGUCGACUCUUGAAAAACGAUGAAACUGUAAUUUCUGGUGAAUCGUUAGUUUUAAACGGUUACCUUGUGGAAAUAGGCGAUCAGGAGGGAGACAAAAAGCCUGAAUGUGAUUUGAAUGUUGAUAGGAGAAGCAGGAGUUUUUCAAGAUUCAGGACUCCUGACUGUUCAAAACAUACAAGAAUGAAUGAGAAGGAGAACGUCGGACGUGUGCGGAGACCUCUCAGUCCGUCACAAAAAGUUAUCAGAGAAUUUAAGAGGAGAGAACUGGUUAAGUAUGGAUCACCAAAGAUCAGUCAGCAGGCACAAAAUCCUAGUAUUGAAGAGUGGCAUGUUUUAUACACCACACAAGUGACUCAAAAGGCAAAGAAGUACCAUGAUGGUUUUUUACGAUUAGUUCUUCGUGGAUCCUGUGGGGCACAGAUUACGCUGUUUGACACAAGUAAGAAAGUCUUAGAUAGCAGAUUCCUGAAGAAAGAUGAUGUAAUAAAACCCGGUGAAUCAAUUGCGUUUGAUUCAUAUUUGAUUGACAUUGGUGAGCAUCAAGGUGGUUGCUCACCAGAUUCCAAAGUUCCUGGAGACAAAUUUACUAAUGUUGAGGGAACGCAGACGGACAUACAGAAAACUUAUCUCCAAACUGAUACCCAUGUAACUGUUGAAAAAAGGGAUAUCUUUCCUUUCAAUUUAGCAUGGCGGGUCCUGUACACUACCGAGUUAACUAAAAAAGCCAAGAAGUACCAUGAUGGUUUUUUACACAUUGAACUUUGUGGAUCAUAUGGAAAGCAGGUUGUUCUAUAUGAUUUGAACAAAAGACCUUUACAACGCCGGUUCCUAAAGAAAGAUGAAAUUAUAAUGACAGGUGAAUCGGUGUAUUUUGAUGGACAUUUUGUUGAAGUAGGAGAACCUGAAGGAAGUCAUCACUCUCCGGCGAAGUUAAGUGAAGGAGGGAAUGGUGAUAAUGUUGAGAGGAGAGGACAUGGGCAAAAUGGCUACCGCAAGGUCAAUCCAUCUUCUGCUAAAGGAAAACCUCCGAGUGAACUCUGUCUGGGGAAAGGAUCUGGAUUGGAUUGUCUGGUUACCGAACGAGAAGAUAUAAAACCAAACAGGAUAACCCCACCAAUCAAGCCUUUACGUGAUGCCGAUCAAAUACUGGCCAUUUUACAGAAUCCUAACCUGAAGCCUCGGGAGAGUUAUGUAACAGGAGGCCAAUCGCCCAAUGGGGGUCAAAAUAUUGGGGACAACGUAUCAGCUACUGUUGCUAAAUCCUGUCAAAAUUUCGGGGAUAAGGAAUCAGCUGCGGCUGCGAAAUCAUGUCAAAAUAUUGGGGAUAAGGAAUCAGCUUCGACGAAAUCCCUUGAUAUUACAUUGUCUGGAGCAGCAUGUAGCGGUGACAGUUUCCAAUCUACCGAGAAUGUCAAAUUGUCCCACCAGCCCUCUCAGAAGGAUGCCCAGACAAAUACGAAUGAGAAGGAUUCUGGUUAUCAAUCUUGCUUCAUUACCAAUGAAGAAAAGAGUGAUGAGGAGUUUUCGUGUGAAAGGGAAACAAUCCCAAGUUUUGAACUUGGAUUUUAACCGGUAAUGCAUCUUCAAGGCAUGCUAUGCUUAAUGUCCGCAUUACUUCAGGUAAGUCGUAGACAUCUAUAUUCUUGCUGCAACCCUCGGGUAGUUGGGUAUGUCUUUUACUAAGGAAAGUAUUGAGUAUGUCAUGUUGGGUCUAUUGCAUGCAUUAUUAUUAUUUUCACAUGCCAUGUUAUAUAUCUCCUGUUUUUUUAUCCUGGACAUAUUAGCUUUGUUAUCUAUGUAGUAUAUUCAUUGCAAAAGUUCAAUCUGACGAAUGUGUUGAAUGAAACCGAGUUCAAAUGAGAAAUUUUUAGAUUCACAACAAAACUAUUUUAAAGGUUGAAGUUAAAGCAAAGAUUCCAACUACACUUGUAUAA
Vigna angularis (adzuki bean) is the source of this 2170-nucleotide messenger RNA. RefSeq lists its product as uncharacterized. Gene Ontology annotation, cellular component: site of double-strand break; nucleus. The record is from RefSeq and is a predicted model, not a curated record. NCBI's taxonomy places the organism in Eukaryota, Viridiplantae, Streptophyta, Magnoliopsida, Fabales, Fabaceae. Gene Ontology annotation, biological process: double-strand break repair. The transcript is spliced from 13 exons. The coding region runs from base 96 to 1805 and encodes 569 amino acids.